GUGUACAGAAGUUAGGCCUAUUAGGCUGCAAUUCAUCAUGACUAAGGAGAUAACACUUCAGAAAAUGAAUAGCGCAAAACUCAUCCAAAGAGAGUGGUAAGUAUGUAAUAAACCUCAAAUAAACAGUUAGACAGACCGAUAUUGCCACUAAAUAUCCAGACUGGACUUAUUAGCUUCCGCCCCAGUCGAAUCAUUACAUCAGCGGUUCAUCACAGUACCCCGACACUUCUGACGAAGCGGCAGUGCAGACACAUUCAACAUGCCAAUGUGGAGGGGUCUGUGCUGUCACACAAAGGUUCCGUUUGUCAAAAUCUAAUAUUAACCGUGCUUUACAAGUUCCAGUCAUGUGCCACGUGGAGAAAUAAGUGACAAUGAUACAAUGUUAACAAUAAUUUCCCUGUGUGACACAAGAUAUCAUGAAGUUAAAUUUGUCUGCUCCUCCCAAACUUUGCAAGCGAUUGCAGCUUUCCUCGUCACACAGAUAGUUGUGAUUGCUCCUGGGGGGAGAGAGCGGUCGGGUAGAGAUGGUGGGCUUGAUGAUCUAGGAGGGCCGGGUGUUCUGCUGGAUAGCCCAGACAAGAAAAAGUGCAAGUCGAACGCACAGGCUCCUUUCUUCGCUCCCCUAUCUGAGUAUGCUCCACCACCAAACCGAACUGCCGACCACCUAGUGGCUGCCAAUCCUUUUGAUGACAACUACAACGCACCAUCUUUCAAGCCUCUGUCCUCUGGGAACCCAUAUUUUGGCCACCCGCACUACCCUGGCUGCAGUGGCUAUGGCCUGCCCAGGAUGGACCACCUCAUGCCAAAUAGGAUGCCAUCUUCUUACAGGGGUCCCUACCAGAUACGAAACCAGCUCCACCCUUUUGCCCAGACUCAAAUGGGAAUGGGGUUCAAUCGACCCCCUGACUUUAACUAUGGUUACCAUGAAAAUCCCAAUUACGGUAACCAUCCACCAUUAAGCAACAACAACAGUAACAUGCCACUUCCACCCAAUCAGCCUUUUAGACCAGGUCCCCAUGACAACUUGAAUCAGGUGCAUCUGCAUAAUGUGACCCAAAGCACUUCUCCUGACAUGGGCCUGAGCUUUAGAUCAGCAGUCAAUCCAAUUGGGAAUCCACCUCCCCAACCCGGCAUGGACCCUAGUCCUGGUUUUACUCGGCAGCAGCAAAACAACAGAUUUACCCAGUCCAAUACACCUACACCUAAACAGGACAUGAGUGAGGUGGUGUCAAGCAAAAGUACAUCCCAGAAUACAUCUCCACGGAAACGAAGCCAUGGCUCAGAGGAGAUCAUGGGUCAGAAAAACUCUGUCGACCUGAAAUCAAAGAAUAGAGGCGCCCUGGUCUGUCAGGUUGCAAGUCAGCCUAACACCACAGAGAAAAUCAACGGCAUCAUCCACCCCAAUAAUGAUUCUCUGAAAAAGUCCCCACAGUCAGGCAGGCACAUGGAGGCAGCCCCCCUGGAGCGGAGUAGAAGCAAUGGAGGUGGUGGUGUGGCCAUCAAUAAGACACUGAUGCAUCCCAACAGGCCUAGCCACUCCUCCAUGGAGCCUGUGUUUCCAUGUGGAGUAUGCCUGAAUGAAGUGAAUGAUGACCAGGAAGCUAUCCUGUGUGAGGCCUCAUGUCAAAAAUGGUUUCACAGGGUUUGUACUGGAAUGACUGAGACAGCUUAUAACCUGUUGACAGCAGAGGUGUUGGCAGUGUGGGGCUGUGACAUCUGCAUGGAGGAGAAAGGGGCACAGCUCCAUAGAACAAAGGAGCUAACAGGGCAGCCAGCAGGGCAGCAGCCAACAGUUAACAGCGAGUGAUACGAAUAUGAGCCAUCAGUAACAUUAUUAAUCUUAUGCUGGUUAUACUAUUUUCUUUGGUAUACUUCCUUUGUUGGUGAUUUUUCCUUACGUUUUUACGUAGGGUUUACGAAGGGUUAAAUUUGUACCAUUUUGUUGUUUUAUUUGACAUUUGGUAUAAUUUGGAUAGCAGUGUCUGUCCUGUGCUUAGACCGAUGCAAGAGCUAGACUGAAGUCCUGUUUAAUGUCAUAUGUAUUCCCUAUUUUUGGGCAGGUACCAUUGGCCAUGUUGACCACAAUAAUGUCAUUCUCUUAACAAGGUCCUUACUGUUUCGCUCAACUUUCCUGGCCUAUGGUUUAUAUAAGUUAUUAUAACAUCAGUAUGAGUAAGCUAUCCGGAAAGGUUAACUGAUUGACGGAUGCAAACGUAUUCAACAUUUUAAUCAGAUAUUUUUUUUCAACUACUGUUAUAGUUUGACAGAUUUUGAGCAGUAUGAUUAUCAACAUUUUGGGAAACAGUCACAGCUGGAGUGGUGUUCCAAAGCCAAACACCUGUACUGUAUGCUAUACAACCAGGAUUGGAUCUGCAAUUUUUUUUGGGGAAAUGAUUCGAUACAUGUGGGUCGUUCCACCAAUUCGAUGCCUUUUGAGGUGUAUAACUUGGUGAGAAAAAAAACAGGGUUGAAGAUGUCAUCUUAAAUCACCCAUAAAUCCCCUCGUGACAAGGGAAAUGGAAGUUGUGUGUGCAACAGGGAGGGGAAAUUGAAUGCAAGCUUAAGAAAAAAGUAUAAAUGUUCAAUUUUUUUUGCCUGUU
Salvelinus sp. IW2-2015 is the source of this 2600-nucleotide messenger RNA. The record is from RefSeq and is a predicted model, not a curated record. NCBI's taxonomy places the organism in Eukaryota, Metazoa, Chordata, Actinopteri, Salmoniformes, Salmonidae.